Dentiscutata erythropus is the source of this 675-nucleotide messenger RNA. NCBI's taxonomy places the organism in Eukaryota, Fungi, Glomeromycota, Glomeromycetes, Diversisporales, Gigasporaceae. The record is from the annotation of a GenBank genome assembly.
AUGGAAAGCACUAUUUCUGGAAAGAACGAAAAAGAAUUGAGACAUUUUAAUGAGGAUUAUAAACAUUUUUCAUUAGUGCGAAAUUUUAAUCUUGCAGACUUCAUUACUUUAGCAAAUGGAUUAUGUGGUUCACACUCUAUUUUUUCAUGUAUACAUUAUAUGAUCACAAAAGAAGAAUGGUCUCUCUGGAUUGGCUUACUGCUCAUGCCAUUGGGAAUGCUGUUUGAUUUAUUGGAUGGAAAAGUGGCUAGAUGGAGAAAGUCUUCCAGCCUUUUAGGCCAGGAAUUAGACUCAUUAGCGGAUUUGAUAUCAUUCGGAGUUGCUCCUGCGGUGUGCGGUUUCGCAGUUGGAAUGCGCACAUUUGCUGAUACUAUUAUACUCUCAAUUUUUAUAACUUGUGGUAUUGCGCGUUUGGCUCGUUAUAAUGCAACUGUUGCAUCUUUUCCUAAAGAUUCUUCCGGUAAAAUUAGCUACUAUGAAGGAACACCAAUUCCAACGACACUGUCUAUAGUAGCGGUAAUUGCUUAUUUGUUUACGGUGGGAAAAAUAGAUGAUAAUUUACCAGGGGGUGUAAUUGAACUAUCUCCAAAUAUCAUGAUACAUCCAUUCGUGUUGUUAUAUGCAUUGAGUGGGGUUGCAAUGGUAAGCAAAACCUUAAGGAUUCCAAAAAUCUAA